This is a messenger RNA of Prunus armeniaca (apricot), 456 nucleotides long. The record is from the annotation of a GenBank genome assembly. NCBI's taxonomy places the organism in Eukaryota, Viridiplantae, Streptophyta, Magnoliopsida, Rosales, Rosaceae.
AUGAAAUCCUUCAUGCUUUUCCUAAUGCUUGCCAUGCUAAUGGCUUCAGCCAUCACUACUCUUUCUGCAAUACCAGACGAAGAAGAAUCAUUCUUCAACGAGGAAAACAAUAAUGAUGCAAAUGACGAAACCAAAAGCCAGUUGGGAAAAAGUACUUCUCUGAGGGGAAUAAGCCGCUUCCUUGCCUCCCGGCCGCCUGCGAUGACUUGCGACAGAUACCCUAAGGUUUGUCGGGCGUCGGGCAGCGCAGGGCCAGAUUGCUGCAAGAAGAAAUGUGUCGACAGGAACACAGACAGGGCAAACUGUGGCAAGUGUGGGAGGAAAUGCAAGUACGCAGAGAUAUGCUGCAAAGGUAAGUGUGUGAAUCCGAGGUCGGACAAGAAAAACUGCGGGAGCUGCAACAACAAGUGCAAGAAAGGCAGCUCAUGUGCGUAUGGGAUGUGCAGCUAUGCAUGA